UUUCCGACUGGUGGGAGGGGCUAAGAGUGAGUGAGAGAGAGAGGGAGAGAGGAGGGCAGCGAAGAUGUCGCCGGGCUCGGAGGUGGCGCGCGGGCCGCCUAGAGCGGUGCUGGGCUAUACGCCGGACGAGAAGCUCCGACUGCAGCAGCUGCGCGAGCUGCGGCGCCGUUGGCUGAAGGACCAGGAGCUGAGCCCGCGCGAGCCGGUCCUGCCCCCACGCAAGCCCGGGCUGGUGGAGGGCUUCUGGGAGCGCUUUCUGCAGCCCGGGGGGCUCUGGAGGAAGCAGGUGAGGUGGCCCCCCCGAGUCCGGGGUGGGGGUUUAAGCUAGCAAGCUUUCAGGCAC
Molecule: messenger RNA, 343 nt
Organism: Gekko japonicus
Lineage: Eukaryota; Metazoa; Chordata; Lepidosauria; Squamata; Gekkonidae
Gene: NDUFB6
Product: NADH:ubiquinone oxidoreductase subunit B6
Exons: 1
Coding region: 65-328 (87 amino acids)
Biological process (GO): mitochondrial ATP synthesis coupled electron transport; mitochondrial electron transport, NADH to ubiquinone
Source: RefSeq, a predicted model, not a curated record